Vigna unguiculata (cowpea) is the source of this 1025-nucleotide messenger RNA. RefSeq names its product MADS-box protein JOINTLESS-like. Lineage: Eukaryota; Viridiplantae; Streptophyta; Magnoliopsida; Fabales; Fabaceae. Gene Ontology annotation, biological process: positive regulation of transcription by RNA polymerase II. Gene Ontology annotation, molecular function: protein dimerization activity; DNA-binding transcription factor activity; RNA polymerase II transcription regulatory region sequence-specific DNA binding. Gene Ontology annotation, cellular component: nucleus. The record is from RefSeq and is a predicted model, not a curated record.
GUUAGAAGAAGGAUUUGUAUGCCCAUGUCUUCCCUUCGUCUUCUUUCUUUCGAGACAAACACAGAUCUUAACAAGUAACCUACGAUCAUCACUUUCUUAACAUAGAAUUUUCCGGCAGAAGCAAUAGGGCACAAUUUUCUGGUGUUCUUGAUUUUGACGAAAAUGGUGAGAAAGAAGAUACCGAUCAAGAAAAUAGUGGAUGUAACGGCGAGGCAGGUGACAUUCUCGAAGAGGAAGAGUGGGCUUCUGAAGAAGGCACGUGAGCUUUCUCUUCUCUGCGAUGCUGAGAUUGCUCUCAUAGUCUUUUCACCUGCUGGCAAACUCUUCGACUAUGCAAGUUCAAGUAUGCAGAAAAUAACUGAAAGAUAUAUUUUAUGUUCAGAGUUGAACCUUGACAAACUAGACCAGUCACAUCCUACGGAUCAGAUUACAAGUAAUUAUACUUCUUUGAAGAAGCAAGUGGAAGACAGGAGUCGUGAAAUGAGACAACUGAAUGGAGAAGAAUUGCAAGGAUUGAGCCUAAAGGAACUGCAGAAAUUAGAAGAACGACUUGGUUCAUCCUUGGACCGUGUUUAUAAAGCCAAGGUUCAAAAUUUUAUAGCAGAGAUCAGUAUUCUUACGCACAAGGGAAACAAACUCAAGGAAGAUAACCGACUCAUAAAACAGAGGAUAACGAAUGUAGAAGACCAAUCCUUUGACACCUCCCUCACAUUGGGACUACCUUUUCCUUCUGGCUCAAAAUAGAGUUUCUGAGUAUUGAGUGAACCACGAUGCAGUAUUUUAGUUAGUGAGAAAAAGGAAGAGUGAACCACCAAGAAAAAAAAUGGUUCUUGUAUAUAUAUACAUAAGGUGAUCAUUGCAGUUGCAGAGUCUUCAAUAGUGACACUCUCUUACAGUUCUGCCAAUAUUUAUUUUCAGGUAAUUUCUGUUUGUUAGCAUAACAGUGAUGCAUUCAGAUAUAAUACUACCAUAUUCAUCUCCAAAUUCUCUAGGUUAAUAAUAUAUUCCUUUAAACUUAAACAUGA